AUGUGCUCGUCUCGCACCGCGGCCGCCCUUCUGGCGACGGCGACCAGGCGCCCUCCCUCCUGCUGUGCUGCUAGCGGCGCUCCGGUGAGAGCCUCCCCCCUCCGUGUUCUUCCUUCCGCGCGUGGCGCCAGUCAGGCGAGCGGGACCCGCUGUCGUCCCGCUUCUCCCUCCGCCUCUGCCGGCCCGGCGAGCGCAUUGCGCUGCUGCGCUCCCCCAGCUGCUGGCCGCGCUGCUCCUGUGACCCACGCUCCGCCAUGUGACCCCCUUCCUGGCGCCCCUGGGACCUGGGUGAGCGUGGCUCACCCCUCCGUUCGUCACCGCGCGCCUGGCGACGUUCCGCCCUUGGUCCCCCUCCGCUUCUGCCGCGUCCCGCUCCUGUGUCGCCUCUGGCGCUACGUCCUCCUGCGCGGCCCCUUCGCGAGCGUCCCUGCGGCCGUCUUCUCCCCAUCCCCGGGGCCGUCCCUCGAAUCCCCGCCAACGCCCUCGCUCAUCGCGGCGCCGCACGCGAUCCUCUGGCGAGUGAAUCGCCCCUGCGUCGCGGUGGCUUCCGCCGCCCACGUCAGUCCCACGAGCGCUCUCGCGUAG
Molecule: messenger RNA, 585 nt
Organism: Closterium sp. NIES-65
Lineage: Eukaryota; Viridiplantae; Streptophyta; Zygnematophyceae; Desmidiales; Closteriaceae
Source: the annotation of a GenBank genome assembly